This is a messenger RNA of Penicillium canescens, 1110 nucleotides long. RefSeq names its product putative formamidopyrimidine-DNA glycosylase. Gene Ontology annotation, molecular function: zinc ion binding; DNA-(apurinic or apyrimidinic site) endonuclease activity; damaged DNA binding. Lineage: Eukaryota; Fungi; Ascomycota; Eurotiomycetes; Eurotiales; Aspergillaceae. The transcript has 2 exons. The record is from RefSeq and is a predicted model, not a curated record. Bases 1 to 1110 code for a protein of 369 amino acids. Gene Ontology annotation, biological process: base-excision repair. Gene Ontology annotation, cellular component: nucleus.
AUGCCUGAGCUCGCGGAAGUCCACCGCAUCGUGCAUUUCAUUCGCCAACACUUGGUUGGGAAGACGUUGUCCAAAGUCCAAGCGCAAGAUGACGCGGUUGUAUUCGGAAAAGUAGGAACCAGUGCCUCUGAGUUUCAGCAAGCAAUGCAGGGGAAGAAAAUCGUGGGAGCCGGUCAGCAAGGGAAAUAUUUCUGGAUUACAAUGUCUUCACCACCACAUGCUGUGAUGCACUUUGGAAUGACUGGGUGGUUCAAGAUCAAAGAUGCCGACACAUACUACUACCAAAGUGACAAGCCCGCUGAUAAGGAAUGGCCUCCUAAGUACUGGAAGUUCUUGAUGGAGACAAGUGAUGAGGCCAAAACUGAGGCUGCAUUCGUGGAUGCCCGCAGGCUUGGUCGUAUAAGGCUUGUUGAUUGUCCGGCCGAUGAGAUUCGAAACCACACUCCACUGAAAGAGAACGGACCUGAUCCAGUCACCGAUAAAGACAUUGUCAAUGAAGCUUGGUUGAUAGAGAAGCUGAGGAAGAAGAAAGUGCCUAUCAAAGCUCUUCUGCUGGAUCAGGCUAACAUAAGUGGAAUUGGGAAUUGGAUGGGCGAUGAGAUUCUCUACCAUGCCAAGAUACACCCAGAGCAAUACAGCAAUACUUUGAAUGACGAUCAGAUCAAGGAGCUACACUCCUCUAUCCACUAUGUUUGCUCGACCUCAAUUGGUGUACUGGCAGACUCAGAGAAGUUCCCUGAGCACUGGCUUUUCAAACACCGCUGGGGCAAGGGAAAGAAGAACCAACCAGCGGUCCUUCCAAACGGAGAUAAGAUCACUUUCCUUACGGUUGGAGGUCGGACAAGUGCCGUUGUUGCAGCUGUCCAGAAGAAGACCGGUGCCGUCGCCAAGGAAGUUGAUGAGGAUGCCACAAACGGGACGCCAGCUAGCUCUGGACGUAAGCGUGCCGCCCCGAAAACGGAAGAGGAUUCAGAAACAGAAGAAGUACCGAAAGCCAAGAAGCGAGGGUCACCUAAACAAAAGCAAGCAAUUGUGAAGAAUGAGGAGCCUGAAGAGGAGAAGGCCAAGCCAGCCACUACGGGUAGAAGACGAUCUACUCGUGCAAAGUAA